Vidua macroura (Pin-tailed whydah) is the source of this 762-nucleotide messenger RNA. RefSeq names its product basic proline-rich protein-like. Lineage: Eukaryota; Metazoa; Chordata; Aves; Passeriformes; Viduidae. The transcript is spliced from 2 exons. The coding region runs from base 1 to 762 and encodes 253 amino acids. The record is from RefSeq and is a predicted model, not a curated record.
AUGGCGCUUUGCCAAUUCCACAUUGUUUGCCCUCAACCCCCCCGCGGCCCCAAGUCGGUGCCAAGCAGUGCUUCACCGAUGUCCCCUGCGGGACACUCUUGCUUUCCUCCAACCCGCUUCACACCACCUCGGCUCCAGCUCCGCCACCCCCAGGCCCUUCCUGGGCCAAGCGGAGCCGCGGGACCAGGCACUGCUCGCUUGUGGGCCCUGCCGGGGGACACCGGGGCCGGGAGCCCUGCGGGGCCCCGCGACCAUCCUGGGGCUGCUCCGUGGGCCGAAGGGCGGAAAGAAGCAUAUCACGACCAGAGGCCCCCCCCGCGACCACCGGGCGCGGGGCACGCGCCCGGCCCCGUCCGCAGCCGGGGCUGCCCCAAGGCCGCGCCCGUGCCCGAGGAGCCUCCGCCGGCCUGCCGGGAGCCGCCGGCCGCGCCGGGCCUGCGGGCCUCCGCCACGAGGCGGCCAGCGGGACGCCCAGGCCCUGCUCCCGCCGCCGGCCCCGCCCCCCGCGCCCCCCCGCGCGGGCCCCGGGCCGCGGCCCCGGGCCGGUCCCCACUCACUGAGCAUCGCAGGCGGCGGGAGGCGGCGGAAGGCAGGCGGGGGCCGGCGUGGCCGGAGGGGGCUGUUACUGCACGCGGCGGAGCCGGGCGCUGCCAGCGGGCGCGCCGCCGCUGCCGCCUGCCCUGCGGGCCGGUGCCGGUGGCGCGGCCGGUGCUACCCGGGGCCCGGCGGGCGGCGGCGGCGGCCGCUCCAUGGCCCGGCUGA